AUGAUUCAGCUGCUGGACCGAGUAUUGAGCUUCAUCAACUACUGGUGGUUUCGGUAUUUGAUGAUAACGGAGCUGUACAUGGUGGAAAGUUGGGAACGCGUCACGAUACAUGUGUUUCUCUUCGUAAUAUUCCUCGUCCAAUGGUAUUUCAACUGCAAGGUGGUGCUUCCCUUUACCGGGAACCUGUUAGGCAUUCAACCGGUGGAUCAGCAGAUCGUCUCGCCGUUACCGCGCUCUUGA
This is a messenger RNA of Anopheles marshallii, 240 nucleotides long. RefSeq lists its product as uncharacterized. The transcript has 2 exons. Bases 1 to 240 code for a protein of 79 amino acids. The record is from RefSeq and is a predicted model, not a curated record. NCBI's taxonomy places the organism in Eukaryota, Metazoa, Arthropoda, Insecta, Diptera, Culicidae.